This is a messenger RNA of Epinephelus fuscoguttatus (brown-marbled grouper), 8023 nucleotides long. It is a transcript of the gene fmnl2b, whose product is annotated as formin-like 2b. The record is from RefSeq and is a predicted model, not a curated record. Bases 573 to 3848 code for a protein of 1091 amino acids. NCBI's taxonomy places the organism in Eukaryota, Metazoa, Chordata, Actinopteri, Perciformes, Serranidae. The transcript is spliced from 28 exons. Gene Ontology annotation, biological process: regulation of cell shape; cortical actin cytoskeleton organization; cell migration. Gene Ontology annotation, cellular component: cytosol. Gene Ontology annotation, molecular function: actin filament binding; small GTPase binding.
UGGCAGCAGCAGGCUCAUUGUCUGAGGAGGCAGAGGGACAAAGAGGGGGAGGCCGAGUCUGUCUCUUUCUUCAUGUGGGGGAGGAGAGGGGGAGGAUUAACCGGCUCAUCUGCGACACGCGCUCACACACAGCACGUAUUUCAUAUCAACACUCACACACACACACACACACACACACACAGACACACACACACGGCGACCGAGCUUCAUCUGGAUCAGCAUCAGCACCAUCCUCCUGCUCCUCCUCCUCCUCCUCAUCAUCAUCAUCAGCGGCGGCGGCGGCGGCGGAGAGGACGGUAGACAAAGAGACACGGAGACAGAGACAGACAGACAGGCCGGAGGUGGAGGGACUCGGUCCUCACCGUCUGACGGGAGACAGACAGACACAGGGCGACAGACAGGAGACAGAGACAGAGACAGGCCUUCGCCGCCUCCACCGCCCGUCUCUGUUCCCUGUGUGAUGGCCGACCACAUGUUCCCGCUGCUGCUGCUGCUGUGUGUGUGCUGAGUGUGUGUUGUUGCAGGUGGGUGUGUUCGGUGUGUGUGUGUGUGUUCGCUGUCCGGUGUGUGUUAUGGGGAACGCGGAGAGCAUGGAGAGCCAGCUGGCGGUGAUCCGGUCCAGAGCCGCUCCGGUCCGACUCCCGAUGCCCGACCCGGCCGAGCUGGAGGAGAGGUUCUCCAUCGCACUGAAUUCAAUGAACCUGCCUCCGGACAAGGUGCGUCUGCUGCGUUCCUACGACAACGACAAGAAGUGGGAGCUGAUCUGUGACCAGGAGAGGUUUCAGGUGAAGAACCCUCCACACACCUACAUCCAGAAACUGAGGGGCUUCCUUGACCCAGCCGUCACACGCAAGAAGUUCAGAAGAAGAGUUCAGGAGUCAACUCAAAUGCUCAGAGAACUCGAGAUUUCUCUUCGUACAAACCACAUCGGGUGGGUCAGAGAGUUCCUGAAUGAGGAGAAUCGAGGUCUGGAUGUUCUGGUCGAGUAUUUGUCCUUCGCUCAGUACGCCGUCACGUUUGAUGGCGAGCAGUCGGAGGCAGGAGGUGAGGUCUCGUCCAUAGAUUCUCCCUGGAGUCGGUCCAUAGAGGAUCUCCAUGGCGACUGCAGCCUCCCUUCCCCGUCCUCGUCCGUACCCCGAGCAGCCCGACACUCCAUCAGCUCGGCAAUGGUGACUCGCUCCAACACUCUGCCUAGUCGUCGCACUCUGAAGAACUCGCGACUUGUCUGUAAGAAAGACGACGUUCACGUUUGUGUCAUGUGUCUGAGAGCCAUCAUGAACUACCAGUACGGAUUCAACAUGGUGAUGUCACAUCCUCACGCUGUCAACGAAAUCGCCCUCAGCCUCAACAACAGGAACCCCAGAACGAAGGCUCUGGUGUUGGAGUUAUUGGCGGCAGUGUGUUUGGUCAGAGGAGGACAUGAGAUUAUCCUGUCAGCCUUCGACAACUUCAAAACUGUGUGUUCAGAGUCGAUGCGUUUCGAGAAGCUGAUGGAACAUUUUAAGAACGAGGACGACAACAUCGACUUUUUGGUGGCCUGCAUGCAGUUCAUUAACAUCGUGGUUCACUCGGUGGAGGACAUGAACUUCAGAGUCCAUCUGCAGUAUGACUUCACCAAACUCAACCUGGACGAACACCUGGAGAGGCUGAAGCACACGGAGAGCGACAGGCUGCAGGUUCAGAUCCAGGCAUAUCUGGACAACGUGUUUGACGUCGGGACGCUGCUGGAGGAUGCCGAGACCAAAACUGCGGCCCUGGAACGAGUGGAGGAGCUGGAGGAGAGCCUGGGCACGAUGUCAGAGCGUCUCCUAGACGUGGAGAAUGAAGCAAUGCUGAAGAUUGUCGAACUGGAGAAACAGCUGAUGCAAACCAAUAAGGAGCUGGACCACAUCCGAGAGGUGUAUGCAAGCACCAACUCUCAGGUGCACACAUUGAGGCGGAUGGUUCGGGAAAAGGACCAGACGAUCCGGCGUCAGAGCCGUCUGGAACGCCAGGCUCAGGAGGCCCAGCAGGCAGGGGGACCCGGAGCUCCUCAGCCCCAGAGAGGAGAGGGUGAUGGGGGAGUGGCUGACUCCGCCUCCCCGUCACCUCCACCUUGUCCUAACCUGUCCCCCAGUCCUGAGACCGUAGCCUAUCACAGCAUGGGACCAGGGAUGGGCGGAGCUCCAGGGAUGCCGGCCCCUCCCCCACCCCCUCCUCCACCACCGAUGCCGGGCACAGUGUCCAACGGGUCGUACCCUGCACCCCCUCCCCCUGCUCCUCCUCCUCCCCCUCCUCCACCUCCUCCUCCAUGUCGGACCAGCGAGCUCUCCUCCUCUGUCCCCAUGCCCCCCCCUCCUCCCCCUGUAGCCCCGCCUCUCCCAGGUACAGGGGGGUCGCCCACAGUCAUCUUUAACUCUGGACUCGCAGAGGGUCCUCUCAAGUUAUUCUCCGUGAAGAUCAAGAAGCCGAUCCAGACUAAGUUCAGGAUGCCGGUGUUGAACUGGGUUGCCCUGAAGCCGAGUCAGAUCAACGGGACCGUCUUCAACGACAUCGAUGACGAGGCCAUCCUGCAGGAGCUGAACGUGGAAGAGUUUGAGGAGCUGUUUAAGACAAAGGCUCAGGGUCCGGCGGUGGACCUGACUCUGUCCAGACAGAAGCUUCCUCAGAAAGCUCCAUCCAAAGUGUCUCUGCUGGAGGCCAACAGAGCCAAAAACCUGGCCAUCACUUUGAGGAAGGCUGGUCAGGGGUCAGAGGUCAUCUGUCGUGCCAUCCACAUGUUCGACCUGCGGACAGUUCGGGUCGACUUUGUGGAGUGUCUGAUGCGUUUCCUGCCCACAGAGGCCGAGGUCAAACUUCUACGGCAGUACGAAAGGGACAGAAAACCUCUGGAGGCUCUGAGCGACGAAGACCGAUUCAUGAUGCAGUUCAGCCGCAUUGAAAGACUCAGUCAGCGCAUGUCCAUCAUGACCUUUAUGGGCAACUUUACCGACAACGUCCAGAUGUUAACUCCGCAACUCCACGCCAUCAUUGCUGCUUCAGUUUCUAUAAAAUCAUCUCAGAAGCUCAAGAAGAUCCUCGAGAUCAUCUUGGCUCUGGGGAACUACAUGAACAGCAGUAAGAGAGGAGCUGUGUACGGAUUCAAGCUGCAGAGUUUAGAUCUGCUGCUGGAGACAAAGUCGACAGACAGGAAACAGACACUGCUUCAUUACAUCAGCAACGUGGUCAGAGAGAAGUAUCCCGCCAAGUCUCUGUUCUACAACGAGCUUCACUACGUCGACAAGGCUGCUGCAGUGAGUCUGGAGAACGUGCUGUCCGAUGUGAAGGAUCUGCAGCGCGGCAUGGAGCUCACCUGGAGGGAGUUCAGCGUUCAGCACAACGCCACGCUCAAAGACUUCAUCAGCAGGCACGAGUCACGGCUCAACAAGCUGCAGGAGGAUGCGCGCAUUGCUCAGGAUGCGUUUGAGGACGUGGUGAAAUUUUUCGGGGAGAGUUCAAAGACAAUGCCGCCGUCCGUCUUCUUCCCCAUUUUCGUCCGUUUCAUUAAAGCGUACAGGCUGGCGGAGGAGGAGAAUGAGCAGAGGAGGCGUCAGGAACAAAUAUUACUGGAGAAACUGGAGCAGGAGGAGCAGCAGCAGGAGGAGGAGGAGACCAAGUCUCCCUCACACAGGGGGAAGCGGCAGCAGCAGGAGCUGCUCACCGAGCUCCGAAAACGUCAAGGCAAAGACAGUCGCCAUGUUUAUGAAGGGAAGGAUGGUGCCAUAGAGGACAUUAUCACAGCUUUGAAGACCGUCCCCUUCACGGCUCGAUCCGCCAAACGCAGCUCUCGCUUCUUCUGUGACCCCGCCCACACUGAGGAGCACUACUGAGGGACAGAGAGAGACAUUACAUUGUAAAGAGAGCUUAAAUGUCAGCAUGUUGGAGGAUGGUGUCUUCUUCAGCUGGCCACGCCCACUUCUAAUCGAUGGGACCAAUUAGCACUUUGAACAUUUCUGAUCGAUUGAUGUGAACUGAUGACAUCAUGUUUUGUAUGUUACUUUAUUGGUCAGUUUGUGCACAGACCAGGUUCCCAGACAUCACCUGACCUCUGACCUGUCCCUAAUGUUCCGCUCUGUUCUGACCGCUGUCAAACCAAACUCCAUCCAGGAAUUUUGGGAUUUAAAGUGACACCAGAACCCAAAAUCCUGGUUCUGGGUCAGCAUGUCUGUGGUCCUGUGGUUGUUCUGGGUUCCUUCAAUCUGUCUCUUUAAAUGGAUCGUGUACAGGGUUCUACUACUUUCACUACGUUGUGUUCUACUGUGUUUUACUGUAUUUACUAGCCUUACCAGAGCCAGGUAUACACAGAGUCUGGCACCUUUCUGAAGGGUUAGGAAACAGUGUCAGCAAGAAGCACUCAAACACAAGAACCUUUGCCAGACUCUGGUUAUCUGUGGCUCUGGCUCACCUUCCUGAACCUGACCCUUCCUCAAAACGCAUUUCCUCUGAAGCCCCGCUGUUAGCCUGUUAGUUACAGUGGCCUGCAAAAGUUUGGGCACACCAGGAAAAUAAUUCAUUUACUGUGAGUAGUUAAGUAAGUAGAAGAUGAACUGGGCCAGUUUUUGGGCCGUCUUCAUACACUGGUCUUUUCGGUCUAUCCACAGAUUUUUAAUGAUGUUUAGGUCGGGGGACGAUGAGGGCCAUGACAAAACCUUCAGCUUGCUCCUCGUGAUAGUCCAUUGAGGCAGUAAUCAUCCUUUCAGCCAUUUCAUCUGCUUAUCUGGGACAUCCCUGUCCACAGCAACACUUUCGAGCUCCUCCUGAAAGAUCCCGAGGUGUUCCCAAGCUAGAUGAGAUAUAAAAUCCCUCCAGUGUGUUCUGGGUCUGCCCCGGGGCCUCCUACCAGUGCGACGUGCCUGGAUCACCUCUAAUGGGGAGGCAGCCAGGAGGAUCCUGAUCAGAUGCCUGAACCACUUCAACUGACCCCUUUUGACGCAAAGGAGCAGCGGCUCUGCUCCGAGCUCCCUCCGGAAGUCCGAGCUCCUCACCCUAUCUCUAACUCUGAGCCCAGACACCCCACACUGGAAACUCACUUUGGCCACUUGUAUCCAUGACCUCAUUCUUUUGGUCACUACACGGAGCUCAUGACCAUAGGUGAGGGUUGGGACCAGUAAAUAGAAAGCUUUGCCUUCCAGCUCAGCUCCCUCUUCACCACAACAGUCCGAUGCAGCGCCCACAUCACUGCAGAAGCCACACCACACCGCUGAUCCACCUCAUGCUUCAUUCUACCCUCACUGUGAACAAGACCCCAAGAUACGUAAACUCCCUCGCUUGACGCACCAACUCUCUCCCAACCCAGAGGGAUUAAUCCACCAGUUUAAGGCUAUUUUUACAAAUGCUGUGAUGCUUGCUGGACUUUAACUGACUUCAUUCUUUGCUCUACCUGUGAAAUGUUCCCCGUGCCACUGGCUGCAACACAAGCCCGAAGCAUGGUCCAUCCACCCCCGUGUUUAACAGUUGGACAGGUGUUCUCUGCAUGAAGUUCUGUACCCUUUAUAGACCUUUCUACUGUUAGUAAACAGUAUGGCUUUUUUGUGGGCGGGGCUUAGCUGGAGGCAAAACAAUUCUCCACAGACAUUAGCCAGCACUAGUUAGCAAGUUCUGUUGUCUUGUUGUAAACAAUGGAGGAAGAUGAUGUGAGUGGUGCGUUCAGAAAUAGGAUGUUUCAUCUUUAAUCUCAUGUCUUUUGACGAUCAGCUCAUUUACUCGCUGAACUACUCACAGUAAGUUUUGACCAGGGGUGCCCAAACUUUUGCAGCCACUGUAGCUCUGGAGCCGCACCAGCAGGAAUAUCGACUGAUAAAUAAACCCUGCCUCAAGAAACUCGGAGCUACAAAAAGCCAAAUUCUGGUCUUGUUGUGUUUUGAAAUGUGUCACCAGUGAGGGGGCGCUGUGGCCCCAAGACAACAGAAUAAGAAAAACACGUCUCUGUCUGCCCUUCAAGAACUCAACAGACUUCCCUGUAACGUAGACGCAGUCUGAGACGAUGUUUCAGACGAUAAACUGACCUGAGUCCUGAUUUACUGACGAAACUCUUCAGUCUGUAACAUGAAGCAGCAAAAGUGAGGUCAGUCUGCUGGUGAGGCUGGACAUACAUACUCUGACUAACCCAAAACAGACUUAAAGCAGCCCCUCUUUACCUGUGUAGAGGCAGGUCUGAACACUGGUGUGUCCACUCCAGCAGUCCUGCAUCAACAUGUCAUCACAAUCGUUCCCCCGCUCCCCCCCCAAAGUCGAAACAAGACAAAAAAAGUGAAACAGCACAAAGUUUUCUACGUGUACAUACAUUUUCUAGAAAGCUGGUUAGCGUUGCUCGUACUGUUUAGUGUUUGUUGGUUGUUGGUGAUUCUGCACUUGGUGGUGUGAAUAAAAAACACACCCUGUCUACAUGACAUCUGUCAAUUUAAUGCCAGUACUACUCUAACUUUAAAUAGUAUUUUUCAACCUUGACCCUAUUUUACCAUGUUUUUAUGUCACAACAGUUUUUUGAAGUGGUCUUGCACUGAGGAAGAGCAGCUGUCGUCAGUGUCUGUGCUCUUAAAAUGUUUGUUCUUGUCACUGACAGGCUCAGAUUGGUGUUCUGAGUGUCUGACACCACUAUGGGAACGACCCCUAUAGAGAUAGAGCUUUGUGUUAAAGAGUAAAGAACCAAAACCAGCCCCCCAUUCACUGGAGUCAAAUCCACCAGACUCCAUUUAAAUUAACAGUCAUUUUAUGAUCGUAAAAAACGCUUCAAUGAAAGUCGACAAACAAACCAGCUCUGGUUUCCUUGAAAUUAACUCUUAAUUCACCCAGUUCAAUGUGAAAACAUGCUGCCUCUAUACACACUAAAAUGACUAUUUAUUUAAAUGGAGUCUGGUGGGUUUGACAGAUAAAAAAUGUCAUCACUUCAUUAGUUUUAUCUUUUUAGACAUUUAUGUUAAGUUUUGUCAUAAUUAGCAUACAAAUUCGUGGCCGAGAAGUGGUUCUGUGAGGUCAUAGUGACCUUAACCUAUGACCACCGAAAUCUACUGAGUUCAUGCUUGAGUCAAAGUGGACAUUUGUGCCAAAUUUGAAAAAGAAAAUCCCUCAAGGCGCUCUUGAGAUAUGACAUUCACGAGAAUAUGACAGGCAAGGUCAGACUGAGCUUAACUUUUCUACAGUUGUGUGGACAUUUUUGCCAAAUUUAGGCCCUUUCCUCAAGCUCUUCUUGAGAUACUACGUUAACGAGAAUGAGACAGAUGCAGGUUAACGGUAACCUUUAACCACCAAACUGUCAUCGUUAAGUCCAAGUGGACAUUUGUACCAAAUGUGUGGAUAUUCCCUCAUGGUUUUCCAGAAAUAUCUGGUUCACGAAAAAAAGAUGAACACAAGUUCAUGGUGACCUUUGACCACCAAAAACGAAAAGGUUCAUCAUUGAGACUAAGCGGCUGUUUGUGCCAAAGUUGAGAGAAAUUUCCUCAAGGUGUUCUUGUGAUCUAACAUUCAUGAUAAUGAUAGAUGCAAGGUGACCUUUGACACUAAAUCUAAUCGGUUCAUUCUAUAGUCCAAGUGGACAUUUGUGCCAAAUUUGAGGUUAUUCCCACAAGAUCUUCUGGAUAUAUCGUGUUCACAAAAAUGAGAUAAACUCAAGUUCAUGGUGACUUUGGACCACCAAAAAUAAAUCAGUUCAUCGUUGAGCCCGAGUGGACGUUUGUGCCAAUUUUAUUUUUUUAAGGUAUUUGGGGGGCUUUUUGCCUUUAUUUGAUAGAACAGCAUGAAAGGGGGAAAGAGAGGGGGAAUGUCGUGCAGGAAAAAGGCGUGGGUUGGAAUCAAACCUACAGACACAGCCUUUGUACAUGGGGCGUCUGCUCUACCAGGUGAGCUAGCGGGCGCCCCGUUUGUGCCAAAUUUGAGGAAAUUUUCUUAAGGAUAGCGCAUACACGAGAACAGGACGGACAACCCAAAAAUAUACCGCCUAAAAAAGGUUGAAUUACAAUAAGAGGAAGUCAGCAAGGCUCACCUGAAUGAAAUAAAGUUGUCAUAAUCG